Molecule: messenger RNA, 593 nt
Organism: Leucoraja erinaceus (little skate)
Lineage: Eukaryota; Metazoa; Chordata; Chondrichthyes; Rajiformes; Rajidae
Product: testis-expressed protein 49-like
Exons: 4
Coding region: 127-456 (109 amino acids)
Source: RefSeq, a predicted model, not a curated record
UUCUAUCCACAGAGGCAUUUUGGGGGUUCGCGAGGCAGAGAGACGGAGGUCGUGUGCGGGGUAGGGAGUGAACCCCAACUACGCAUCGGCCCACCCAACCCACACCCCUAUAUCCGGAGUAGGCAGAUGUGUCUGGAGGAAGAAUACUUUGGUAAAAUGCCUCCGGUCUGUGACGCUCGCAUCCCUCUCCCUGACAUUCCCUACCACGGCAACAGCGUGCAGACCUUCUCAUGGAUGAAGCGGCUGGGGAAAGUCCCCAAAGCUCCCAACACCCUGUACCGUGAGCCUCUGACGACAAGCCAGCAUUACGGCUGGUUCCUUCCCCGCCACCCAGAGGAGCGACUGGAGGUCCUGGAGCCAUGGACCCGGACCGCCCGCAAACCCCUCAUUCAGAGCGAAAUGACCAAGUUCCUCAGCCAGAUGAUGAGGACAGACCCAGGCUUCUGGCUCUUCUGAGAACUCAACCUCCUCCUGCUGCUGCUGCUGCUGCUGCUGUGCGAGCGGGAGGGGGAGAGAGGGAGAGAGGACAGGUCUCCCCAUCCUACACGCAAAUGUGUAAAGGUAUAUAAGCAGAAUAAAAGCCUGUCGCUGAU